AUGCCUCCUCGAGCGCCUGUGUCAUCGCUGUCAGGCUGGCGAUGCCCACAGUGUACUAUCAGAUCCUUCGCAACGACAUCCCGGCAACAGGCUGUUGGACCAGAACAUCCACGAUACAUCGAAGUCCCUGAACCACCACAGCAGCAUGUCCCAUACAAGCCUCCGGUCAAAGGUGUCCUCCCAGUCCCUCGAGAUGUCUUUGCUGGAACGUAUAAGACCAAGAGCGACGAAGAAGUCAUAGCAGCAUCUACCAAAAAGUCUCUAAAACAGAAAGUCUACGCCAAGGGCAGUAGGGAGGAGUGGAAGGCCAAAAUGAGCGAAGUCAGGAAGCAGAACCUAAGGGAAGGUGUCACAAGUCUGCGAUCUCGUCAGCUGAGUGAGAGCAGGAGGCUACGUGAGAAGUCGCUGGCAAAUCAAGCCGCACGUGAGGCGGCACUCCAUCGGCCAGAACGCGAGGACGAACGCCUCACAGCACCAUCGACGAAUUUCGACCUGGAAGCUCUAUUUGGCAAGCAAGUGCCAGAUCCUACUCGCGAGCAGCGGAUAGCCAUGAAGAGAGAGAACGUGGCGCGUCACGAGGAAGCGAAACGCGCAGAACGAUUGGACGCGAUACACACCCUUUACAUGAACGCGAGAGAUUUCAUCGUCACACCUCAGCAGCUCGAUAAGGCUGUUGAUGAGGCCUUCGGUACAGAGCAAGAGCCGGUUACGUUCGGCGUCAGCCAAUACUACAACAACGAUGCUGCUGCAAGAUCCAUCUGGGCAGAGGGCAGGCCUGAGAAGGUGCAGGAUAUGCUCAACAGAGCCAAUGGCCUCAAGCCUAGAACUGCAAUGGACAGUUCUAGCGGAUUGGGCGAUGUCAACAAGGACAGGAUCAGGAGGAUUGCGGAGAUGUUUACUGGUGGCAAGAUGGAGAGCGCAGAGAGGAGACAAUGA
Molecule: messenger RNA, 936 nt
Organism: Fulvia fulva
Lineage: Eukaryota; Fungi; Ascomycota; Dothideomycetes; Mycosphaerellales; Mycosphaerellaceae
Exons: 1
Coding region: 1-936 (311 amino acids)
Source: RefSeq, a predicted model, not a curated record